Alternaria viburni is the source of this 459-nucleotide messenger RNA. RefSeq lists its product as uncharacterized. The transcript is spliced from 2 exons. NCBI's taxonomy places the organism in Eukaryota, Fungi, Ascomycota, Dothideomycetes, Pleosporales, Pleosporaceae. The record is from RefSeq and is a predicted model, not a curated record. Bases 1 to 459 code for a protein of 152 amino acids.
AUGGACAACGAAAAGGACACCCUCCCGGCCUACACUAGGUUCUCAACCCCAAAGCUAUCAUGGCGCGUUCUUCCUACCAGCAUGCGAACACCAGAGCAGCAAUUCGAGUUGGACCUCGAGGCUGUGAAGAAUGACGGUGAGCUCGCAAGGAUUCAGGCAGAGUCCGACGAAGAGACGAGACGGAUUAAGAUGGACCUCGUCUUCCUUACCAUCAAACUCCUCAUCUUCACUGUCGCGGCAGUGUAUAUCCUGGGGUUUGUUUCAGAAGCACUCGCUACCCGCGCGUCAGAAGUCAAGGCGGUGGUGAAGGUUACCCCAGCUGCAAAGUAUUGUUUCCCAGAAGGGAAGUGCUAUACGCAAGAAGAAAUAGCAUCUUUCGUCGAUGAUUAUUUCUCUGAACACAAGGAGGAGAUUGAUGAAAAGAUUGACCAGGCGAUCAGACAAGCCAUGGGUUUGUAG